UGCUUCUAUCCGUAACUUGCUCAACAUUAAACCUUCAAAUUCACCAUCAGUCGUUCACCCUCGUUUGCAUAUGUACUUGCGCAAGUCGCAUCUGAAUUAUUUAGUAUUCAGUAUUCCUGUUACCGAAUAGCUGAGAAUGGUCACGACCUCCCUUAAGACUAAUGUCUUCCCGUACAACCUCCUUCUCCGUCACCCACCCACAGCUAUCCCGCCGACCCUCUGUUAGUUCUAGAUUGUCGAUCGCUGUAUCAACUGCUGAGCGUGGGGAGGUGACUGGGAACAAUGCGCCGAGAGAACAACAAAUAGAAGAAGAAAUAGCUGAAAUCAAAAGAUAUGAGGACUUCACCACUAUAGACUGGGUACAGGAUGCGGCACAAGAAAGAUUACGCAGGAGGACAAGGCGAAAAAGACAUGCGCGCUUCGACAAUGGAAAGGUGUCAUGGAGAUAUAAGCUCCGGGAGUCCUACGAUGCUGCGCAAGGGUGGAUUGUGGUAACCCUCAUAGGGGCCGCCAUCGGCUUAAAUGCCGCUUUUCUCAAUAUCGUUACUGAAUGGUUAUCCGACAUAAAGAUGGGUUAUUGCACGACUGCUUUCUACCUGAACGAAAACUUCUGUUGUUGGGGUGAGGACAAUGGAUGCGACCACUGGCAUCGUUGGACAUCAUUCGAACCCGCCAACUAUGCGCUGUACAUCAUGUUUGCGACCAUAUUUGCCUUUACCUCGGCCGUCCUUGUCAAAUCAUUCGCACCGUAUGCUGCUGGCUCAGGCAUUUCGGAGAUCAAGUGUAUUAUCGCUGGCUUUGUCAUGAAGGGAUUUCUAGGAUUCUGGACUUUGCUCAUCAAAUCCAUUGCGCUACCACUAGCUAUCGCUUCGGGUCUCUCAGUCGGCAAGGAGGGUCCCAGCGUGCAUUAUGCAGUAUGUACAGGCAAUGUCAUCUCGAGGAUGUUUGACAAGUAUAAGCGAAAUGCAUCCAAGACGCGAGAGAUUCUUAGCGCCUGCGCCGCGGCCGGUGUAGGAGUCGCUUUUGGCAGUCCUAUUGGAGGUGUGCUAUUCUCUUUAGAAGAGAUGUCUAACUAUUUCCCAUUGAAAACUAUGUGGAGGAGUUACUUCUGCGCCCUCGUCGCCACAGCGGUCCUCGCGGCGAUGAACCCCUUCAGGACUGGCCAGCUAGUCAUGUUCCAAGUUAAGUAUGACCGAUCGUGGCAUUUCUUCGAAACCGUUCCAUAUAUCUUCAUCGGCAUCUUCGGCGGUCUAUACGGCGCAUUCGUGAUCAAGUGGAACUUACGGGCUCAGGCAUUCCGAAAGAAGUACCUAACAAAAUGGGCGGUCCUAGAAGCUACGUUGCUGGCCAUGGGGACGGCCAUUAUUUGCUACCCCAAUGUGUUUCUCCGGAUCGACAUGUCGGAGAGCAUGGAAAUCCUGUUCUUGGAAUGCGAAGGGACUGAAGAUUACCAAGGGCUCUGCGAUAAUGACAGGCGGUGGUCAAACAUUAUGUCACUAACCCUUGCGACCAUAAUUCGCAUAUUCCUAGUGAUUAUCUCGUACGGAUGCAAAGUACCAGCUGGUAUCUUCGUGCCAUCUAUGGCUGUUGGGGCAUCCUUCGGCCGAACUGUUGGCAUCAUAAUGCAAGCCAUCUACCACGCCCAUCCGGAUAGUGCCUUUUUCGCCGCUUGUCAACCGGAUGUGCCCUGUAUCACACCCGGGACGUAUGCUUUCCUGGGAGCCGCUGCUGCGCUCAGUGGUAUCAUGCAUAUCACGGUGUCAGUUGUCGUUAUCAUGUUCGAGCUCACGGGAGCUCUGACUUAUAUCUUACCUACCAUGAUUGUGGUUGGUGUCACGAAGGCGGUGUCUGACCUAUUUGGCAAAGGGGGUAUUGCUGACCGGAUGAUUUGGUUUAGCGGGUUUCCAUUCCUCGACAAUAAAGAGGAACACAAUUUUGGUGUUCCGGUGUCAACGGCUAUGACUAACGAUGUAGUCGCCAUUCCUAUUCAUGGAAUGACGUUACAAUCUAUCGAAGACCUGCUGAAGCAGCCCAAAUAUCAGGGUUUCCCUAUAGUCGAGGACCUGACGACAAGGAUUCUUGUCGGCUACAUCGGACGCACCGAAUUGCGUUACGCAAUUGAUCGUCUACGCCGCGAGCGCUCGAUCACAAUCAGUCCAGAAGCUAAAUGCAAUUUCUCGCCAGCGCCAGCUUUGAACUCAGUCACGCCUAUCACGCCUACCGUCACUAUUAGCAACGCAGAUUACAGCCUUUCAUCGACCUCUAUCGAUUUCAGCCGAUAUGUAGACGCGACGCCGGUAACAGUCCACCCACGGCUGCCACUCGAGACGGUGAUGGAGCUCUUUCGCAAGAUCGGGCCACGCGUGAUCUUGAUCGAGCAUCACGGCCGACUCUGUGGCUUAGUUACGGCCAAGGACUGUCUUAGAUAUCAGUUCAAGGCGGAAGCGGCUGAGAACCCGCGCGAUGAUCACGAGAUCGCCGAGGGAUAUGAAAAGCUCUGGGGAGUAAUGAACAGAGUUGCCGGAUGGUUUUCCGGAAAGGUGUCGAGCGUCAGUGGUGGACGUAUAAGGCUAGGGGGUGAAGCAGAAGAUAGGCGGCCGUUAGGGCGAGGGAAUGGCAAUGGCCAGAUUAUGGAUGGUGAUGAGGAUGUAGCUGACAUUGACGGUGUCGAGUUGGAGAACAGGUAGUGGUAAAUACGGUGUCAUAUUUGGCAUUUAAUCGUAGUACCUGUUCAAUUUAUGGUUCCAAGCAUUUCUUGCAGCGUUAUUUGAUUUGUUUCAGAAUUAAUCGCAUUCGUCCAUGUAACGAAGCCAACGCACGAGGCAUC
Molecule: messenger RNA, 2827 nt
Organism: Annulohypoxylon truncatum
Lineage: Eukaryota; Fungi; Ascomycota; Sordariomycetes; Xylariales; Hypoxylaceae
Product: chloride channel protein
Exons: 4
Coding region: 162-2687 (841 amino acids)
Biological process (GO): intracellular copper ion homeostasis; chloride transport; transmembrane transport
Cellular component (GO): fungal-type vacuole; endoplasmic reticulum; Golgi apparatus
Molecular function (GO): voltage-gated chloride channel activity
Source: RefSeq, a predicted model, not a curated record